AUGACCUUUGACUGGAUAGGUCCGACCAUGGGCAAUGGUGACAAGGGGAUGGGUCGGGGUAGGCUGAUAGGAGGAGAGAAUAGUGGGGAUACUGGUCAUAUAGGUGGAGGCCUCCGAAUUAAUAAUUCACGACAUUGAAAAGGAAGCAAAGAGAGCGUGUGUAUUUAGUGUGGAGGAGGUCGGAAGUGAGGCAAAACUAGCAAAGGUAGAAGCGUCGAUAUCAUUAGUGUGGGAAAGGGCGUCAUAUUCCAUAGGCGUCAAGGUCAUGUGGAAGGUAGGAGCUAGAACAUGGGAUGAAGUGAGGGACGCUAGAGUUGGAGAAGUUAUUACUGGCUAUGUGGAAGUAAGCUUACCGAACUACUUCCAACACUUAGUAGCUGGAUGAUUCUACUUCACGUAGUAGGGACAUGGAGGAAAAGUGUUGUGCCUAUGUCUGCGAGAAAUACGACCACCGUCAGGGCAGGAAGGAAGGGAUCAUCUUGAGCCUGUAGAGCAGCAAUGGCAAGAGCUAAAAGAGUAUAGGUGGCACUUAGAGAAGAAGAAGAGGAGUGGAUGGACGUACUAGUGGUAACCUUAAGGGCUGUCGAGAAGAUGGAGUUGAGAUCAAGCAUGCGAUCUCUAAAGAGAACUACCUUCCGAAUCUAAGAUGUGAUGGACAUAUAAAGUCUAUUGAGAUAAACCUCAACAUAAAACUCAUAGUGAUAACGAUGGAGGGUCAAGAGGUUCGUAGUAGGGGGCUGAUAGAUAUCAGACUCCUAGAUGAUGGCUUAGAGGCAACCAUAGUGGGUCAGAAAAGAGAGAUCGUCUUAUUUGCAGGAGAGAAGAGACUCGAAGAUCUCUACAACUUGACCAAUGUUCAUCCGAUUGACGUAUAUGGUCUCCAUAGUAAGUCAUAG
This is a messenger RNA of Spirodela intermedia, 896 nucleotides long. The record is from the annotation of a GenBank genome assembly. Lineage: Eukaryota; Viridiplantae; Streptophyta; Magnoliopsida; Alismatales; Araceae.